This is a messenger RNA of Rhagoletis pomonella (apple maggot), 1000 nucleotides long. Its product is annotated as vesicle transport through interaction with t-SNAREs homolog 1A-like. The record is from RefSeq and is a predicted model, not a curated record. The transcript is spliced from 2 exons. The coding region runs from base 58 to 801 and encodes 247 amino acids. NCBI's taxonomy places the organism in Eukaryota, Metazoa, Arthropoda, Insecta, Diptera, Tephritidae. Gene Ontology annotation, molecular function: SNARE binding; SNAP receptor activity. Gene Ontology annotation, cellular component: SNARE complex; late endosome membrane; endoplasmic reticulum membrane. Gene Ontology annotation, biological process: intra-Golgi vesicle-mediated transport; Golgi to vacuole transport; vesicle fusion with Golgi apparatus.
AAAGAGAAUAGACAAAAAGGGGCAUAGGAUUCCAUACUUCAAAAUAUCCAAAUCAACAUGUUACUAAUAGAACAGUAUGAACAGCAAUAUGCUGCACUGAUUGCGGAGAUCACAUCUGAAAUCGCGCAACUAAAACAAUUGAAAGGGGGUAAGAACCAUCCGAAUACAAUGCAAAAAAACAAGUACAUAUGUAUUUCUUUUGCAGUGGAACGCCGAGAUCUAAGCUCCAAAAUCGAUGCAAGUCUUGCAGAAGCACAUGAACUUUUAGAGCAAAUGACCUUGGAAAUACGGGAAGUAGAUGUUACGUUGCGUCCAAGUUUCCAAAAUAAAGUCAGUUGUGCGCAAGUGGAAUUGAAAAGACUACAAUCCGAUUAUCGUGGUGCCAAAGAAGCUCAGCAGAAACAACACAUGACAGUCUUAGAGUUGGGUGGUGGUGAUGGCGAUUAUUAUGAUGAUAUUUCCAUAAGUAAUGAUCAGCGACAACACCUAUUGGAAAAUUCAGAACGUAUAGAACGCACGGGAAAUCGUUUAGUGGAUGGUUAUCGAGUUGCACUAGAAACAGAGGCGUUAGGCGCUCAAGUGCUUAAUGAUUUGAGCCAUCAACGUGAAGUUUUGCAUGGCGCACGUGCUCGUUUACGAGAAACCAAUGCGGAUCUAGGACGAGCUUCGCGUACUCUGAAUUCAAUGAUGUUACGAGCAUUACGGGAAAAAUAUGUUCUAUAUGUAGUCGGUGUAUGUUUUGUGGUAGCUGUUGGUGUUAGCCUUUAUUUGACGUUCUCAUCAAGUUCACCCACUGCUUAGUUGGUAAUUUAAGAGUGAUCUCUUUAUUGUUGUAGUAUUAUGUAUGUUAUCGCGUAUAUUUAUCUAGUGCGUGUCUUUGUGGUCAUUAAAGUUAUACAUUCCCUUCUCGGCAAUGUAAUGGUGUUUCUUUGUUGAAAUGCACAAAAAAAAUCUAAAUAAAUAAGUUUAGAAUAAAGCAUAAAAAAUAUAUACACAUGAA